UACGGCAAGUUCAAUCUGUUUAAGCAAAGCACGAAUAUAUCUGUUUCGGACCAAUGGGCCUAGACAUACACAAGUAGUUUCCAGGCCUACUCCAGUCUCCAGGCCCAGGCAAAACAGCCCCGGACCGCGUGCGUUUCGCUUCCGGCUUCCGCCCCUGCUGUUUCUUGGCGUUCACCCCCUCUUUCUCUCGUGGCGACGACGGCGACCGUCGCCGCCCCCCUACGCGCUAGGUGCCAGGGUCCGUCGGGUCCUUCGCUGGCGACGAGCACCUACCAGGCGAUCCAGUGGUGUGUUUGGGAAGGUUUCCGCGGUCGGGCGGCGCCCCCCAGUGGCGAAGAUGAUCCGACUACCGACGUACGCAGCGUUCAGCCUGCUGGCGACGGCGUCGGCGGCGUACUACGCGUUCAGCAGCCGUGAGCAGUUCUACCCGGCGAUGGUGUACCUCUCCACCUCCAAGAUCUGCUUCGUGCUGCUCCUCAACACGGGCCUCGUCGCCAUGUGCGUCGCCUGGCAGCUCGCCAGGCGCCUCUUCCUCGGCUCGCUCCGUGAGGCCGAGGUUGAGCGCCUCAACGAGCAGUCCUGGCGGGAGGUCAUCGAGAUCCUCUUUGCUGUCACCAUCUUCCGACAGGAUUUCUCUGUUUCCUUUCUUGCCAUGGUUGCUGCGCUUCUCCUCGUCAAGGCGCUGCACUGGCUUGCACAGAAGAGGGUCGAGUACAUUGAGACCACGCCCUCUGUGCCCUUGCUCUCGCACAUCAGGAUCGUCUCCUUCAUGGUUUUCCUGCUUACCGUCGACUGCCUCUUCCUGUCAAACUCGCUCAGGUCACUCAUACAGAAGCAGGAGGCGUCCGUUGCCAUCUUCUUCUCCUUUGAGUAUAUGAUACUAGCAACAUCCACAGUAUCAACAUUCGUGAAGUAUAUAUUCUAUGUUAGUGACAUGCUAAUGGAAGGUCAAUGGGAGAAAAAGGCAGUGUAUACAUUUUACUUGGAGCUCAUAAGUGACCUUGUGCACUUGUCAUUAUACAUGCUCUUCUUCAUAGCUAUCUUCCUGAACUAUGGUGUCCCGCUGCACUUGAUUCGUGAGCUAUAUGAGACUUUCCGCAACUUCAGAAUUCGCAUUGCAGAUUAUGUGCGCUACAGAAAGAUCACUUCCAACAUGAAUGAACGCUUUCCAGAUGCUACAUCAGAAGAGCUCGAUGUGAGUGAUGCUACAUGUAUUAUUUGCCGUGAGGAGAUGACUACAGCAAAGAAACUGCUCUGUGGGCAUCUGUUCCAUGUGCAUUGUCUAAGGUCGUGGCUAGAACGCCAACACACUUGCCCCACGUGCAGAGCUCCAAUCAUUCCCGCAGAUAAUGGACAUGCUGUAUCAGCACGACAACAUGGAGCCCAGGCUGGGGUUCAGCCUGCUGCAGGUACUGCCACUCCAUCCUCAGAAGGAGCACCAGGUGAGAACAUGAGCAGGCACCAAGCAAAACUUGAAGCUGCUGCAGCGGCAGCUUCUUUAUAUGGAAGGUCUUUUGUUUAUCCUCCAGCAAACACCCUAAAAAGCAGGUCUGUUCCUCCUCAGCCUGCAUCAAGUACACCACAAUCUGAAGCAAGUAGCUCCAAUCAUCAGUCACAAAAAGACCAAGAAAUGCAGUCCCGAAACAGCAGCGAUGGUUUAGUGCCUCUGCCUCUUAAUGCAGAUGGUGCUGUUGGUUCAGGAACAAGCACAAGGGACCUUGAAAAUUCACUUCAGAAGGCACAAGAAAACUUUAUUAAGAGCCAGAUUGAGAUGUUACAGAUCCAACUGCAAAUGGUGCAGCGUGGCGCUGCUGGGCCGCCCAGUAACGAGAAUACUGAGCACACAGAAGAAUGACUGAAUCUGUGAACAGACACUUCUGCAUCGUGGUGUAAUAAUAAGGAGAAUACUGAUGAGCACACAGCUGAAUCUGUAAAUAGGCGGCGAUGAGGAUGGGACAAAAGAAAGCCAAGGAUUGGCGAUACCUGGGGCUGGGGGAAACUGUUACAUGAUGUCUUGCCUGGAUUUUUGGCAGGCCUGUUAAUUUAUGCUUCACUAUUAGUGCCUUGUUGCCAGCACCAGAUGUUUCUCUCUCUCUGUGUGUGUGUGGUGGUUUCUGUACAUGAAAGCCUUUUGACGGGAGAACCAACCAUGGCUAGUUUAAUUAUGAAGUUCACUUGUUGUACCCGAGGGAAAAUAGAAAUGACUCUUGUUUUUGCCUAUCUA
This is a messenger RNA of Zea mays, 2224 nucleotides long. RefSeq lists its product as uncharacterized. Gene Ontology annotation, biological process: ERAD pathway; proteasome-mediated ubiquitin-dependent protein catabolic process. The coding region runs from base 338 to 1855 and encodes 505 amino acids. Gene Ontology annotation, cellular component: endomembrane system. Gene Ontology annotation, molecular function: ubiquitin protein ligase activity. NCBI's taxonomy places the organism in Eukaryota, Viridiplantae, Streptophyta, Magnoliopsida, Poales, Poaceae. The record is from RefSeq and is a predicted model, not a curated record. The transcript is spliced from 8 exons.